AUGACUGUCCCCAAUGGCUCUGCCGCCAACGGUCACACGACCUCGCGUCGAGAACUGCCUCUGGGCAUCUAUGCACCGACUAUGACCUUCUUCGACCCUGAGACGGAGGAGCUCGACAUUCCCGUCAUCAAGAAACAUGCCGAGCGUCUGGCUCGCGCCGGCCUGGCCGGCCUCGUCACCAUGGGCUCCAAUGGCGAGGCCAUCCACUGUACGCGAGAGGAGAGACUGGCCGUAACAAAGGCCACUAGGGAGGCAUUGGACGAGGCCGGCUUCAAGGACAUGCCUAUUAUCAUUGGCGCUACCGAGGGCAGUGUCAAGGGCACCAUCGAGCUGUGCAAGCUCGCCAAGGAAGCCGGUGCCGACUACACUCUGUUGCUGCCCCCCUCAUACUUCCGCACGCUCAUGGAUGAGGAGGCCAUCACCACCUACUUCACCGCUGUGGCAGACGAGAGCCCUUUGCCUCUGGUUCUGUACAACUAUCCCGGUGCCGUCGCCGGCAUUGAUAUGGACUCGGACCUGAUCAUCAAGCUCGCCGAGCACCCCAACAUCAUCGGCACCAAGUUCACCUGCGGCAACACGGGCAAGCUGACCCGCGUCGCUCUCGCCACCGACGCCAAGACUCCCGGGUCCAAGGGCUCAGGCUACAUGGCCUUUGGCGGCAUCUGCGACUUCACCGUCCAGACGCUCGCCAGCGGCGGCAGCGGCAUCAUCGCCGGCGGCGCCAAUGUCAUGCCCAAGCUCUGCGUCAGGGUCUGGAACCUGUACGCCGAGGGCAAGCGGGACGAGGCCAUCGCGCUGCAGAAGAAGCUGUCCAAGGGCGACUGGGUGCUCACCAAGGCCUCCAUCGCUGGCACCAAGUCGGCCAUCCAGAGCUACUACGGCUACGGCGGCUACCCCCGCCGGCCGCUCAAGAGGCUCGACAAGGCCCGCGUGUCGGCCAUUGCCGAGGGCAUCAAGGAGGCGAUGGAGAUUGAGAACAGCCUAUAG
Molecule: messenger RNA, 987 nt
Organism: Thyridium curvatum
Lineage: Eukaryota; Fungi; Ascomycota; Sordariomycetes; Thyridiales; Thyridiaceae
Exons: 1
Coding region: 1-987 (328 amino acids)
Molecular function (GO): 4-hydroxy-tetrahydrodipicolinate synthase activity
Source: RefSeq, a predicted model, not a curated record